CGUCACAGCAGAGAACUAAAAUUGUAUUUGAACUGGGCAAAAUAUAUGAACAGAUAUCUUUAAUGUUCUUUCUUACUAGUCAAAUUAUAACUUGUGACUCGUCAAAAUGCAAUUGUAGAUAUUGAAUUGAAAAUAUAAUUACGGAUAGUUAUAACGGCUUGCCGUAUGCUACAAUAGCUUUCAGUUGUGUGAGAUGAUUUACGGAGCGCUGUCGCUUUAAAGCUUCAGGAAAGGGGGAAUACUCUUGUUGUUGUUGUCGUGUACAGUUGGACCUCGAUGAACUGAAGCAUGGCGGUCACACGAAAGCGUCCUCAUAAGAGCUAUACAGAGAAUAACAGCGGCACAUCAACGUUAUCUUCACAGUUAUUCGCUGCAGCUUUCUACGGACUCGCUUCUUUCUUCAUUGUUGUUGUUAACAAGAGUGUUCUCACUAAUUACAGAUUCCCGUCAUCUUUAUCAGUGGGAAUUGGGCAAAUGUUUGCAACGGUUGUUGUGUUGCGAGGGGCAAAAUCAUUGAAUGUGAUAGAUUUCCCAGCUUUUGACAGUAAUGUACCCCAUAAGGUAUUUCCACUCCCUUUUCUGUAUGUGGGAAAUCAAUUAACUGGCCUGUUUGGAACAAAACAACUCAACCUGCCAAUGUUUACUGUGCUCAGAAGAUUCUCCAUCUUGUUCACGAUGAUGUUUGAGGGUUACCUGCUGAAAAAGAAGUUUUCAUGGUCCAUUAAAGCAACUGUGUUUACCAUGAUCUUGGGAGCAUUUAUCGCUGCAAGUACAGAUUUCACUUUUGACCUCCAUGGAUAUGUGUUCAUUACUCUAAACAACAUUCUGACUGCUGCUAAUGGAGCUUAUAUGAAACAAAAACUGGACUCCAAGGAGCUGGGAAAAUACGGGCUGCUGUAUUAUAAUGCUUUAUUCAUGAUUAUUCCCACUAUGGUUUUAGCAUACUUCACUGGAGACAUACAGAAAGCUUUAGAAUAUGAUGGUUGGGCCGACCUUUUUUUUGUGAUUCAGUUUGUGUUAUCAUGUGUUAUGGGGUUCAUUCUCAUGUACUCGAUUAUGUUAUGUACCCAUUACAACUCUGCUUUGACGACUUCCAUUGUUGGCUGUAUCAAGAAUAUCUUUGUGACAUACAUCGGGAUGGUGUUUGGUGGAGAUUAUAUCUUUACUUGGCUGAAUUUUAUCGGCCUAAACAUCAGCAUUGCUGGCAGUCUGGUGUACUCGUACAUCACUUUCACUAAAGAACAAAAAAAAAAAAGUUGAUGGGAAAAAACUAUAGCAUCAAUAGAAGAAUGAUAAUUGAUGUUGGACAUCAAGAACCUCGUCAGUGGAGAACACGAGCGAACACAUUUCACAGGGUCUUGCUAUAGAGCACAGCAUUGACCAGCCACUAUUUCAGCUGUUUUGUUUUCUAAGUAUAUGUCCCAUUUAUUUUCUCCAUUAGCAUUCCAAAAUAUUAUUAAAAAAAAGAGUUGUAAGGCAUGAAUCACACCAACUAGCUCCGAAAUGCAUCUCUCUAAAAACAGAAACAAAAAAGUAUGUGAAAAUUGAAAAAUAGACAAAGUACAAGACUGUAUUGAAUGAACUACUCGUCCCAUGAAUUAAUUGUUGGCGUAAUUUCAUUAAAAAAAAACAAUAGCGCGACAUAGAUAUUAUUUCAUGCUUAUUGCAAAACUUUUAGACAUAUACAGAUAUACAAGUAGCUGAGCGUUUAGGUAGACUCGAUUACGUCAAUCGCGGUGCUUUAUGGGAGUAGGCGAUCACUGCAGAGCUCUUUUAACGUGAUUCCAAUUUCUCUGGUAACAGCUUCCCCUCCGAUUGGUGGGUCUCUGUUGAGGAUUAUGGGUAGUGUAGUUCCUCAGCAGGAGUUUGGUCAGUAAACACAAUUAAAAAAAAAAUACGUUAUUGAUAUCAAACUUUUACAGAAGUAUUUACCAUCGCUUUACCGCGGCGUUCAAGUCUGUCGUACAGGAUUAUUGUUUUUGUAAAAAAUACAUUUCUUUAUGGAGAAAAUGAUUGGGAUAUUUACUUCUGGAUCCAGACUGUUGUGCUCUGUUGUUAUCAUUCCAUAACACUUGACCUUUAAGAUGCCAGAUUGUUGACUCUUUGCUAUUAUUUUUUUUCUAUAUUAAUUGUGUGGUGUUUAUAUAGUUAAUGUAAUUAUUUUAAUACAUUUUUAAAUGAAGUAUUUGUAAUGAAAUUGAAUAUGAUCUAUUGAAUUAAAAAAAACAUUU
Messenger RNA from Xyrauchen texanus (razorback sucker), 2231 nucleotides. Its product is annotated as UDP-glucuronic acid/UDP-N-acetylgalactosamine transporter-like. Gene Ontology annotation, cellular component: Golgi apparatus. Lineage: Eukaryota; Metazoa; Chordata; Actinopteri; Cypriniformes; Catostomidae. The record is from RefSeq and is a predicted model, not a curated record. The transcript is spliced from 13 exons. Gene Ontology annotation, molecular function: antiporter activity; GDP-fucose transmembrane transporter activity. Bases 289 to 1260 code for a protein of 323 amino acids.